CGUUUAGCCGUUUGGCACGUGACAGGCUUGCGUCACUUCUCCAACGGUCAGAAACACAGAAAUUCAAAUCCAAAUCCCCCAACGGUCACUUUAUUGAAUCCAUACACAUCAGCUGUUAAACACAAUUCAACUGCCCUCUUCGAAACUGCAUCAAGAAGUAAAAUCAUUUCCAAUUCUUGGAAGAAUAUUUGAAUGAAAAUGGUGGCUUCUGAAACGGUGUCGUUUCCAUCAAAACCCUCAUCUACUGGAGAGAAUAACGAGAACGAAUCAAGUCAAGAUAAAACAACCCCCAAGUUUAAGAAAAUGGCCCCCAAACAUUUCAUGUCACCCACCAUAUCUGCAUCUUCGAAGGCUGCAUCUCGAAAGAAAGUUCUAUCCGAAAGAAACGAUUCCGAUUCCGAAGACCAUGUCGAAAAAUCGUAUUUCGUUAUGAGUAGUAAUAGUCUUGCCAGUCGGUCGUCGUCUAGGAUAGUAAUUUCGUCUUACGAUCAUGCGUCGUCUGAGCCUGAUAAGGGCUAUGAUCCUCAGAGGAAUUACCUAUCCCCUAGGCCUAAAUAUUUACGGUUUAAUCCAAAUAGGCGUCACGAGAUUUUUAAUCGGCUAGAAAAACAGGAUUUGGAUAGCUCCUUCGAGUCUAAGGAGGCUAGUGAUGAAGUUGAGUCUGCUUCGUCAGUUGAGGAAGUCAAAGAUUCUUCUUUAUCUUCCCCUGCUAAAGAAAAUUUUUUAAAGAUGAAAAAUGAAGAGAAUCUUGAGGAAGAAGAGGAGGAAGAAGAAGAAGAAGAAAUUAAGGAGAGAGGAUGGUGUUUUAAAGGAGUGGUUAAACUUGCGUUCACGUUGGUUGCUUGUUUCUUGUCGACCUCGUAUAUUUGUUCGAUGAAUUCUCUGUCAACUAUGCCAACUCAAUCAGCCGCCCUUUGGAGAAAUCUCACUGAAAGUUAUCCUACGAUUAAGAAAGAAACAUUUGAGCUCAUCGGUAUGGAAAUGCGUAGCGCUGAUUGGUUAAAAGUUGGUGAUAGUUACAUUGAGGUUGAUGAGGUGGAAAUUUACGAAGAAGAAAAUGGCGAGAGUGAAGAGGGCAUUGAGGCAGAAAUUGUUGAAUAUAAUGUCGAAAAGUUGGAGUUUGUUGGAAUUGAAGAUAAGAUUGACGAGGGUGCAGAAAUUGAGGUUGUAAGAAUCGAUGAAAUUGAAUACGAAAUCAAGAACUUGAACGAAGUGACAGCUGUUAAAACCGAUGAAAGUACAGAAGCUUCUUCGUAAUCUGGGAUUGAAUGAGGAUACUAAUGUUGAUGAGGUUGAAGUUUCGGUGAAAUCUAUUCCACAUGAGCCCACAGAGGAAAUUCUUGAAUUGCAUGAUACAUUAUCGGAUAAUAAAGUCGAUGAAGUAGUUGUUGUAUACGAUAAUGAAGCUGAAAUCGAGAAAGUGGGAUGGAAAAACAUCCCAGCUGCUGUUGGGGUCGUUAUUACAUCCUUAAUUCUUACAUUGUUCGGCAUCGUUUAUCGCUCGAAGAAAACAAGAAGAAACACGUCUGUCGAAAACCCCGAGUUUGUGCUGAAGCCACAUAAGUUUGCAGCCGAGACCGUCCAGCGAAAAAUCGAGUUUUCUGCGAGACCUCCUCCACCAACAACAUCUCAUCCAGCAGAAGAAGCUUCCGGAAUUCGCGCGCCAGCUGCCGAGUUGAUCGGCGAAAUCGUUAUCGGAAAAAUGAGCAACCUUAAAAUCAGUGGCGAGAAGAAUCAGAUGACUGAAUCAGAAACUCGACCAAUUUCUCCAGUCACCGUAAGGAGGAUCAAGAAGAAAGAGGGAGGCCAAAGUGGAGAAGCCAUGGUCGAAGUAACCCCGAUUAGACGAUCGACUCGAAUUCGCAACCGUGCAGCGGUGAUAUCACCAUGAAUUUUUACAGCUUUUCUUGUAGGAAAUUUGUCUGAAACAGCUUCCUCAGUUGUUUGUCUUUGUAUUUUUCCUAGGAAUUUUUAUUGUUUGAUUUUAUGUUUUAACUGCAAACUUCUUCAAUGAAUCAAAUCUUUCAUGUGUGUUUGCUAGUGCUGUUCUA
Messenger RNA from Erythranthe guttata (spotted monkey flower), 2051 nucleotides. RefSeq lists its product as uncharacterized. NCBI's taxonomy places the organism in Eukaryota, Viridiplantae, Streptophyta, Magnoliopsida, Lamiales, Phrymaceae. The record is from RefSeq and is a predicted model, not a curated record.